Triplophysa rosa is the source of this 15187-nucleotide messenger RNA. RefSeq names its product low density lipoprotein receptor-related protein 2a (gene lrp2a). Bases 58 to 14049 code for a protein of 4663 amino acids. The transcript is spliced from 80 exons. NCBI's taxonomy places the organism in Eukaryota, Metazoa, Chordata, Actinopteri, Cypriniformes, Nemacheilidae. Gene Ontology annotation, molecular function: protein binding; calcium ion binding. The record is from RefSeq and is a predicted model, not a curated record.
CUCAGUCCCUAGAGCUCCAUCUGUCCGGCUUCAUGAGGGGCUGGACCGUGCGUCAGAAUGCACCUACAACUUGUUCUCAUGAUAACUUUGUGUAUUCUUCAUUGCGAUUGUCAAGGUCCGGCUUGUGAGGUCGGCUCUUUCCGGUGUGGGACGGGUCAUUGCAUUCCGGCAAGCCAAAGAUGUGACAGCACAUCGGACUGUUCGGACAGCUCGGACGAAUUCGGCUGUUCCCAGCCCACCUGCGAGAGCGGCCAGUUCCAGUGUCUGAGUGACGGCGAGUGCAUUCCACAGCACUGGGUCUGCGAUGAUGAGGAGGAUUGCGAGGACGGAUCCGAUGAAAGACAGCGCUGCCCUGGCAGGACGUGCUCCGCUUCUCAGUUCACCUGCACCAACGGAGCCUGCAUCCCAGGAGCGUACAGGUGUGACCGUGUCCCCGACUGCCUCGAUGGAGCGGAUGAGAGGAACUGCCUCUACCCAGAAUGCUCGGAGCUGAGGUGUGCGAACGGCGCGUGUUAUAACAGGAGCCAACACUGUGACCAGGUGCUCAACUGCCGAGACGGAUCGGACGAGGCCAACUGCACCCAGCGGUGCAGCAGCAGUCAGUUUCGCUGCAGUAACGGAGAAUGUGUUCCACGCGGCUACGUCUGUGAUCAUGAUGAUGACUGUGGUGACAGAAGUGAUGAACAGAACUGCACUUACCCGACGUGCAGAGGAACAUACUUCACCUGUCCCAGCGGUCGCUGUAUUCAUCAAGUGUGGCUGUGUGAUGGAGAAGAUGAUUGUGAAGAUAAUGCAGAUGAGAGAGGCUGUGAUAAUGCCCAGCAUGAGUGUUAUCCCGGAGAAUGGCCGUGUCCGUCUUCUGGUAUCUGUAUCGCUCUGGAGCAUCUCUGUGAUGGAACGUCACACUGUCCCGAUGGAGAAGAUGAAACAAACAGCACUGCUGGACGCAACUGCAGUAUUUGGCGCUGUGCUUCUCUAAGCUGUGAACAUCACUGUCACGCCUCACCUGACGGAGGAACCUGUGCCUGCCCGACAGGAUAUGUGGUCAGUCAGAACGACAGCCGCUCCUGCAUCGAUUAUGAUGACUGUACUCUUUGGGGUAUGUGUGAUCAGCUGUGUGAGGAUGGGAUCGGAACCCAUCGCUGUAGCUGUCGGGAGGGAUACGUCCUAGAGCAACAUCGAUACUGUAGAGCGAAUCCUUCAUCUGGUGUUCCCUCUCUGAUCUUCUCUAAUGGACGAGAUCUGUUGAUGGCUGAUGUUCACGGACACAACGCUCAAACUCUGGUCCAGUCUCAGAACAGAGGAGCUGCUGUCGGUGUGGACUUCCACUAUCAGCUGCAAAGGGUCUUUUGGACCGACACCAUCCAAAAUAAGGUGUUUUCUGUGGAUAUGGACGGCUCUCAUCUUCAGGUGGUCUUAAACGUAUCCGUCGAUUACCCUGAGAAUCUGGCCGUGGAUUGGGUGAACAAUAAGCUGUACGUGGUGGAGGCCAGCGUCAACAGAAUCGAUAUGGUGGACUUAGACGGGAGCAAUCGCGUCACGCUGAUCGCAGAACACCUGGGAAACCCGAGAGGUCUCGCUCUUGACCCAACCGUGGGGUACCUGUUCUUCUCCGACUGGGACACUCUGAAUGGCGAACCCGGUUUAGAGAGAGCCUACAUGGACGGCACCAACCGCUACGGGAUCAUCAGGUCCAAACUCGGCUGGCCCGCCGGGAUUACUUUAGACCUCGAGGCCAAGAGAGUGUAUUGGGUGGACAGCCGAUACGAUUACAUCGAGACCACGACUUACGACGGUCUGCACAGGAAAACGGUGGUCCAUGGUGGUUCGGUGAUUCCUCAUCCGUUUGGCAUUACUCUGUUUGAGCAUUCAGUUUAUUACACUGACUGGACCAAGAUGGCCGUUAUGAAAGCUAAUAAAUACAACGACAACAGUCCACGAGAGCUCUACAGGACCUCUCAGAGACCACACGGUCUGACUGUGGUUCAUGCAUACAGACAGCCCUUUGCGAGUAACCCGUGUGGGACUGACAGAGGAGGAUGUGAACACAUCUGUGUUUUGAGUCACAGAACUGAUAAUGGAGGUUUGGGAUAUCGCUGCCGAUGCAGAAUGGGCUUCGAUCUGCACGCUGACGGCAAGAGAUGCGUCUCUGUGAGGCAGUUCCUGCUGUUCUCCAGUCAGCUGGCAGUGAGAGGAAUCCCCUUCAGCCUCUCCACACAAGAGGACGUCAUUCUGCCCAUCACAGGGACGCCGUCAUAUUUCGUUGGAGUGGACUUCAGUUCUGCAGACGAUUCCAUUUUCUUCUCAGACACAGUGAAGGACAUCAUCUACAAGCAGAAGGUCGAUGGAACUGACAGGGAGGUCCUCGCAGCCAAUCGGGUGGAUGGUGUGGAAGAUCUGGCUUAUGACUGGAUCUCAAAAAACCUGUACUGGACGGAUCCGCGAUACAGGAGUAUAUCUGUCAUGAAGAUAGCGGAUAAAUCCAGACGGGCCAUUGUACGCAACCUGAACAAUCCCAGAUCCAUAGUGGUGCACCCGGUGGCUGGCUAUAUAUUCUGGACUGACUGGUACCGUCCUGCUAAGAUUAUGCGGGCGUGGGGUGAUGGGUCACAUGCUCAGUCGAUUGUGAACACAACUCUCGGCUGGCCCAAUGGUCUGGCUAUUGACUGGAGUGCCAUGCGUUUGUAUUGGGUUGAUGCUUUCUUUGAUAAGAUCGAGCACAGCAACUUUGACGGCCAAAACAGGUUGUCUUUGGAUCGUAUAACUCAGAUCUCCCACCCGUUUGGACUGACUGUUUUUGGAGGUUACGUGUACUUCACCGACUGGCGGCUGGGGGGAAUCGUGAGGGUCCGUAAAACAGACGGAGGGGAGAUGGUGGUCAUCCGCAGAGGGAUCAGCCACAUCAUGCAUGUCAAAUCUUUCAACGCUGAUUCUCAAAUCGGAUCUAAUUUCUGCAGCCGGCAAACCAAUCCCAAUGGAGACUGCAGUCACUUCUGUUUCCCUGCACCGAAUUCUCAACGGGUGUGCGGCUGUCCGUACGGCAUGAAGCUGGAAGCCAAUCAGCAGACGUGCGUGGACGAUCCGUCCAAUGAGCCGCCGACUCUCCAGUGCGGCUCAAACUCCUUCUCCUGUGCCAACGGGAAGUGUGUUCCUCAGACCUACCAGUGCGACGGGGUGGACGACUGUCAUGACAACAGCGAUGAGAUCAACUGCGGAGCUAUCAAUAACACAUGCUCUCCCACCGCCUUCACGUGUGCCAACCAGCGCUGUGUGCCCAGGAGCUGGCGCUGCGACGGGCACAACGACUGUUUCGAUGGCAGCGACGAGAGCGACUGCCCCACACGGACUCCUGGCACUUGCCAAGCGGACCAGUUCAGCUGCGCCAACCAUCACUGUAUCCCUCGCACAUGGCUGUGUGACACAGAUAAUGACUGCGGAGACGGAUCGGAUGAGAGCAACUGCGAUUCCAUCGGCACAUGUUACCCCGGGCAGUUCCAGUGUCCCGACCACCGCUGCAUUGACCCCAGUUACGUGUGUGAUGGAGACAGAGAUUGUGCGGACGGGGCAGACGAGCGGGGCUGUGUAUACAACUGUACAGCUUAUGAGUUUAAGUGUGCCGACGGACAUCAGUGCAUCAACUCUUAUUAUCAGUGUGACGGAGUGUUUGACUGUAACGAUCGCUCCGAUGAAUCUGGAUGCCCCACCAGACCGCCGGGCAUGUGUCACCACGAGAGUGAGUUCCAGUGCCAGUCAGACGGCAGCUGUAUUCCCUCGAACUGGGAAUGUGACGGGCACCCGGACUGUGAAGAUGCUUCGGACGAGCAUCACGCGUGCCCGCCGCGCACGUGCCCCUCCUCUCAGUUCCGGUGUGAUAACGGCAACUGUGUGUUCCGCGGCUGGAUAUGUGACGGAGAUAAUGACUGUCGCGACGGCAGCGAUGAGCGGGACUGUCCCACGCCCCCCUUCCGCUGUCCCAGCUGGCAGUGGCAGUGCCCCGGGCACAGCGUGUGUGUUAACCUCAGCAGGGUGUGCGACAACACCCCAGACUGUCCUAAUGGAGCGGACGAAUCCCCCCUUUGCAAUGAACCCUUACCAGAUCAAGAGAGCUGCUCUGAUAACAAUGCUGGCUGUACUCACGGCUGUAUCCAGGGUCCUUUCGGUGCCCAGUGCACGUGUCCCAUGGGCUACCAGCUGAGUAACGACUCAAAAACAUGCGAGGAUGUGGAUGAAUGUCAUCCUCCAGGUGUGUGCAGUCAACACUGCUUCAACGAGAGAGGAUCCUUCCGAUGUCACUGUCAGGAUGGAUACACGCUGGAGGCCGAUGGACGCACAUGCAAGGCUUCAGGAUCCCGAGAGGUGUCGCUCUUAGUGGCCAGUCGGAGCCAGAUCAUAUCAGACGACAUCGCCUCGCAGCCAAACGUCAUUCGCUCUUUGGUUCGAGAUGGUCGUAACAUCGUGGCUGUGGAUUUUGACUCCGUUACGGAUCGUAUUUACUGGUCAGACACCACCCAGGACAGAAUAUGGAGCGCUCACAAGAAUGGAAGCGACCGCACUGUGAUCUUUGACAGCGGCGUCACUGUGACGGAGAGUCUCGCUGUCGACUGGGUCGGCAGAAACCUGUACUGGACCGACUACGUGCUGGAGACCAUCGAGGUGUCCAAACUGGACGGUUCCCACAGAGCGGUGUUGAUCAGUGAGAACGUGACCAAUCCCAGAGAUCUGGUGCUGGACCCGAGAAAUAACACACAUCUGAUGUUCUGGACGGACUGGGGAAGAAAUCCUCGUGUUGAAAGGGCCAGUAUGGAUGGAAAGUUAAGAACCAUAAUCAUCGGUACCAAACUUUACUGGCCGACCGGUUUGACUAUCGACUAUCCCAAUAAUCUGCUGUAUUUCGCUGAUGCUUACCUGGACUUCAUCGACUACUGCGAUUAUAAUGGAAAGAACCGGAAACAAGUGUUGGCCAGUGAUUUGGUACUGCAACAUCCCCACUCAAUUACGAUUUUUGAGGAUUUUGUGUAUUGGACUGACAGAUUCAUCAACCGUGUGAUCCGGGCCAACAAGUGGCACGGUCAGAACCAGACGGUGAUGCUGUAUAAUGUGCCUCAGCCCAUGGGCCUGGUGGCGGUUCAUCCUGCCAGACAACCUGCAGGUUAUAACCCCUGUGACCCUCACCUGAUUCCUUGUACUCAUAUCUGUCUCCUGUCAGCGAUUGGCCCCCGCUUCUAUUCCUGCGCCUGUCCAUCUGGAUGGACCCUCGCUGCUGACCUCUUCACCUGUGUAAGAGUCGAGGAUCCGUUUCUGGUGGUGGUGCGAGAUAGCAUCAUUUACGGUAUCCCGCUGAAUCCCAAUGACAAGAGCAACGACGCCAUGGUACCGGUUGCCGGGCUGCAGAACGGAUACGAUGUUGACUUUGAUGAUGCUGAGCAGAUGAUCUACUGGGUGGAAAAUCCGGGUGAGAUUCAUCGGGUGAGGUCGGAUGGUACUAACCGAACUGUGUUCGCCCCGGCAGCCAUCUUGGGUUCUCCGGUGGGGUUGGCUCUGGAUUGGAUGACACAGAAUCUGUACUACACAAACCCUUCCUCACAGUCUAUAGAGGUUCUGAAACUAAAAGGAGAAUUUCAGUACAGAAAAACUCUCAUCACUAACAACGGCUCACCCACUGGUGCAGGAGCUCCGACCGGCAUCGCUGUGGACCCGGCCCGAGGAAAGCUGUAUUGGACUGAUCAGGGAACAGAGAGCGGGAUACCAGCCAAGGUCGCGUCCGCAGAUAUGGAUGGAUCCAAUCCCAUGAUUCUCUUCACUCAUAAUCUCGAACAUGUAGAGUUUAUUACUAUAGACAUCAAAGAGAAUAAACUCUACUGGUCCGUCACUGGAACUGGUGUGAUUGAGCGUGGCGACGCAGACGGGUCAAACCGCAUCACUAUGGUUAACGGGUUGUCUCACCCAUGGGGCGUGGCCAUGUACGACUCCCACCUGUAUUUCACGGAUCGAGAUUUUGAGGUGAUCGAGCGUGUCGACAAAGCCACGGGACUCAACCGGGUCGUGAUGCGGGACAACGUGGCCGGUCUUAGAGUUCUUAAAGUGCACUACAGAGACUCAUCAGCAGGUUCAUCUAACGGCUGCACUAAUAACAUGGGAUCGUGUGAGCAGUUGUGUCUUCCGCGUCCCGACGGCAUGUUCAGCUGCGCUUGCGCAACGGGCUUCAAGAUUAACGCUGAUAACAGAACGUGCGCUCCGUAUCAGUCAUAUGUGGUCAUCUCAAUGCUGACUGCUAUCAAAGGCUUCAGUCUGGAGGGAGACGAUCACUCAGAGUCCAUGGUGCCCAUAGCAGGGAGAGGUCGUAAUGCUCUUCAUGUAGACGUGCACAUGGCUUCUGGUUUCAUUUAUUGGUGUGACUUCAGCAGCACGGUUGUGUCUCAGAACGGAAUCCGCAGGAUCAAACCCGACGGCUCAAGGUUUCAUAGCAUCAUCACCUCCGGGAUCGGAAGAAAUGGGAUUCGGGGCAUUGCUGUGGACUGGGCCGCUGGAAACCUCUAUUUCACAAAUGCCUUCUUGACAGAGACAUACAUCGAAGUCAUUCGACUGAACACCACCUUCCGUCGCGUACUUCUCAAGACUCAAGUGGACAUGCCCCGUCACAUUGUGGUGGACCCCAAAAACAGAUACCUCUUCUGGGCGGACUAUGGACAGACCCCUAAAAUCGAGCGAGCCUUUCUAGAUGGUACAAACCGGACGGUGCUGGUUUCCUCUGGCAUCGUCACCCCCCGGGGUCUGGCUCUGGACCACCGUGACGGAUACAUCUAUUGGGUGGAUGAUUCACUGGACAUGAUCGCACGGGUUCGGCCCGAAGGGGGCGAGACGGAAGUGGUGCGGUUCGGGAGUCGCUAUCCGACUCCGUAUGGCGUCACUGUGUUUGAGGGUAAUGUGAUCUGGGUGGACAGGAACUUGAAGAAAGUUUUCCAAGCCAGCAAACAGCCGGGAGUGUCGGACCAGCCGAUGGUGAUCAGAGACAACAUCAACUUGCUGAGAGACGUCACCAUCUUCGACCGAAGGAUGCAGCCGAGUUCAGCCCACGAGCUUAACGGCAAUCCCUGUUUGGAAUCGUACGGAGGCUGCGCUCACCUUUGCUUUGCCAUCCCCGGCACUCAGACCCGGAAGUGCGCCUGCACGUUUGGGAAUCUGGCUGCAGAUGGCAGCAGUUGUGUGGUAUCUCGAGAUGACUACCUUAUAUACACCACAGAAAGCACGGUACGCUCCCUUCGGCUGGAUACGGAGGACCACUCACUGCCCUUUCCUGUUGUCAACGUGGCGCGCACGUCAGUGGCUCUGGACUUUGACCGGUUGGACGGCAGGAUCUAUUUCACUCAGAGCUCUGGAGCGGGCCGGAGCAAGAUCAGCUUCAUUACUUUGGCCUCACCGACCUCCCCUGCCACAGAAGUGGCUUCAGAUUUAGGAGCUCCUGACGGUAUCGCGUAUGACUGGAUCAAUAAGCGGAUCUAUUACAGCGAUUAUAUAAAUCAGACCAUUAGCUCGAUGGCCGUGGACGGAUCUCAGCGGACAGUCGUAGCUCAUGUCCCCAGACCCAGAGCCAUCAUGCUGGAUCCAUGUCGAGGGUACAUGUACUGGACCGAUUGGGGAAGCAGUGCUAAGAUCGAACGCGCGACACUGGGAGGAAACUUUAGGACAGAGAUUGUCAACACCAGUCUGGUUUGGCCAAAUGGUCUGACGCUUGACUAUGAAGAUCAGAGGCUGUACUGGGCAGAUGCCAGCUUACAGAAGAUCGAGAGAUGCUCUCUUACUGGAGCCAACCGUGAGGUCAUCGUAAGUACCGCCAUCUACCCGUUUGCCAUGACGGUAUACGACCAGCAUAUCUUCUGGACAGACUGGAACACACGCAGCAUCUACCGCGCAAACAAACACGACGGGUCGGACCAGAGGGUGAUGCUGCAGAACCUUCCGUCCCGCCCCAUGGACAUCCACGUGCUGUCCAACAGCAAACAGCAGCAGUGCAGUAGUCCCUGCGAGCAAUUCAACGGCGGCUGCAGUCAUAUCUGCACACCAGGUCCUCAGGGAGCAGAGUGUCAGUGUCCCUCAGAGGGCCGCUGGUAUCUGGCUGAAAAUAAACACUGUAUUCCUGACAAUGGCACGCGCUGCCAAGCGGGUCAGUUCAGUUGCAUGAACGGCCGCUGCAUUCGAGCGCAUUGGAAAUGCGAUAAUGAUGACGACUGCGGUGACGGCAGUGAUGAACUCGAGAGGGUCUGUGAAUCGAAGAGUCAUUUCGUGUUUGCAUUUCACACCUGCGAGCCCACAGUGUUCACCUGCGGAAAUGGCCGUUGUGUGCCGUAUCACUACCGCUGCGAUCAUUACAACGACUGCGGGGACAACAGUGAUGAGACGGGGUGUCUGUUCCGCCCCUGUGAUCUGAACACAGAGUUCACCUGCAACAACGGCCGAUGCAUCGCGCAAGAAUACGUCUGCAAUGGAAUCAAUAACUGCUUUGACAACGGGACGUCUGAUGAACAGAACUGCCCUGAUAGAACGUGUCAACCAGAACACACCAAAUGUCAGAGCACAAACAUCUGUAUCCCACGCACGUACCUGUGUGAUGGAGAUAAUGACUGUGGAGACAACAGUGAUGAGAGCCCCACACACUGCGCUACAUCCACGUGUUCUCAGAAUGAGUUUCGCUGUUCGAGUGGACGCUGUAUUCCCGGUCACUGGUACUGUGACAGAGGGACGGACUGUAGUGACGGUUCAGAUGAGCCUCCGACCUGCACCACCAUGUUGAGAACAUGCAACUCUGAUCAGUUCAGCUGCGAUGACGGACGCUGCAUCGCUUUAUCUUGGAUCUGUGACGGGGACAACGAUUGCGGGGACAUGAGCGACGAAGACGAGCGGCACAACUGCGCUAAUCGUUCCUGCUCUCCUCAGGAGUUCACCUGUAUCAAUAACAGGCCCCCUCAGAGAAAGUGCAUCCUGCGGGCCUGGGUGUGUGAUGGAGACGCCGACUGUUCGGACGCCUUCGAUGAGCAUCAGAACUGCACACGCAGGUCCUGCUCCGCCAGCGAGUUUACAUGCGCCAACGGCCUCUGCAUCCGCAACUCAUACAGGUGUGACCGUCGCAAUGAUUGUGGCGACAGCAGCGAUGAGCAGGGCUGCACGUACCUGCUGUGUCAACAACAUCAGUUCACCUGUCAGAACGGCCGCUGUAUCUCACAGGAUUUCAUCUGUGACCGGGACAACGACUGCGGCGAUGAAUCCGAUGAACUCGAUCACCUUUGCAGGACUCCAGCCCCCACCUGCCCACCUGGAAACUUCAGGUGUGACAACGGAAACUGUGUGUCGCUGAGCAAGGUGUGUGACAGAAGCGACGACUGCAAUGACAACAGCGAUGAGAAAGGAUGUGGCAUCAAUGAAUGUACCGACCCAUCCAUGCACCACUGUGACCACAACUGCACCGACACGCCCACCAGCUUCAUCUGCACCUGUCGCCCCGGUUACCACCUCAUGUCCGAUAACAAAUCCUGCGACGAUGUGGACGAGUGCUCCGUCACACCCAGCGUGUGCAGUCAGGUGUGCGAGAACACCUUAGGGUCGUACGUGUGCAAGUGCGCGCCCGGAUUCCUCCGAGAACCCGACGGACGCAGCUGCAGACAGAACAGCAACAUCGCUCCAUACUUGAUCUUCAGCAAUCGCUAUUAUCUGCGGAAUCUGUCCACAGACGGCGAGGCGUACUCGCUCAUUCUGCAGGGCCUCAGCAGCGUGGUGGCUCUGGACUUCGACCGGGUGGAGAAACGCUUGUACUGGAUCGAUGUGAGCAGGAGGGUGGUGGAACGGAUGUUUUUUAACGCCACGGGCCGAGAGGUCGUGGUGAAUGGAGUUUUGCAUGGGGAAGGGCUGACGGUCGACUGGGUCGGAAGGAAGCUGUACUGGGUCGACAGCUUUCUGGAUUGUAUGAAGGUGUCGGAGUUGGACGGGCGGUUCGUGAGGAAGCUAGCAGAACACUGUGUGGAUGUUAAUAACACGUACUGCUUUAAGAACCCAAGAGCCAUUGUGGUGCAUCCGAAGACUGGGUUUGUGUACUGGAGCGAUUGGGGAGAUAAAGCUUUCAUCGGUCGUGUUGGAAUGGACGGAAAUAACAAGUCAGCCAUCAUCACGACUAAGAUCGAGUGGCCCAACGGUCUCACCAUUGACUACACCAAUGACAAACUCUACUGGUCUGACGCUCACCUCAACUACAUCGAAUUCUCUGAUCUAGAUGGACGUCACAGACACACUGUAUAUGACGGCGUUCUGCCUCAUCCAUUCGCCAUCACUGUGUUUGAGGACAGCGUUUACUGGACGGAUUGGAACACUCGCACCGUGGAGAAGGGAAACAAAUACGACGGGUCAGGACGGCAGGCGCUGGUCAACACCACUCACCGGCCCUUCGACAUCCACGUGUGUCACCCCUACCGUCAGCCCAUAGUGACGAAUCCCUGUGCCGUCAAUAACGGCGGAUGUUCUCAUCUGUGUCUCCUGCGGGCCGGAGGUCAAGGGUUCACGUGCGAGUGUCCCGAUCACUUCCUGACAGUUCAGAUUGGGGGAGUGGCCCGCUGUCUAGCCAUGUGUUCCAGCACGCAGUACAGAUGCGCUGACAACGAGCGUUGUAUUCCUAUCUGGUGGAAGUGUGACGGUCAGCGAGACUGUCGAGACGGAUCAGACGAGCCCUCCACGUGUCCCGUACGCCACUGCAGACUGGGUCAGUUUCAGUGUACCGAUGGAAACUGCACCAGCCCGCAUUUUCUGUGUAACUCCAACCCGGACUGUCCCGACGGCUCCGACGAGGACACGGUGCUGUGUGCGACGCAUCAGUGCGAGUCACAUCAGUGGCAGUGUGCAAGCAAGCGCUGCAUCCCCGAGGCGUGGCAGUGUGACGGUGAAAACGACUGCGGUGAUGAGUCUGACGAAGACCCCGCCCACUGCUCCAGCAGAACCUGUCGACCCGGACAAUUCAAGUGCAGGAACGGCCGCUGCAUCCCACAGAGCUGGAAAUGUGACGUGGACGACGACUGCGGUGACAACUCGGAUGAGCCCAUCGAUGAGUGCAUGGGUCCGGCGUACAGAUGCGACAACCACACAGAGUUUGACUGCAGGACAAACUAUCGCUGUGUCCCUCUGUGGGCCGUGUGUAACGGCCAGAACGACUGCAGAGACAACAGUGACGAACAAACCUGUGAGGAGUUGACCUGUGAGCCGACGGGUGAUUUCCGCUGUGACAACCACCAAUGCAUCCCACUGCGCUGGCGCUGCGAUGGAGACAAUGACUGCGGCGAUGAAUCAGAUGAGCACAACUGCGCUCCUCGUCCGUGCACAGAGAGCGAGUUUCGCUGUGAUAACCUGCUCUGCGUUCCUGACCGCUGGGUUUGUGAUCACGACAACGACUGCGAGGAUAAUUCAGAUGAGAGGGACUGCGAGUUGCGGACGUGUCAUCCGGGUUACUUCCAGUGUGACAGCGGACACUGCAUCGCCGAACGCUUUAAAUGCGACGGCAACGCCGACUGUCUCGACUACACCGAUGAAAGUUCCUGUCCCACACGCUAUCCAAAUAGCACAUACUGUCCUCCGUUCCUGUUUGAAUGUAAGAAUCACGUGUGUGUUCAGCCGCACUGGAGAUGUGAUGGAGAUAACGACUGUGGAGAUCAUUCAGAUGAAGAACUUCAUCUCUGCUUGGACAUCCCGUGUGAUCCUCCGUUCAGAUUUCGUUGUGACAACAACCGUUGCAUCUAUAGCCACGAGCUCUGUAACUCUAUAGAUGACUGCGGCGAUGGCACCGAUGAGAGGGCGGAGCAUUGUGUGACUCCGACUCACGGGCCGUGUUCUUCAGAUGAGUAUAAAUGUGGGAACGGUCACUGUGUUCCUCUGCAGUACGCCUGUGACGACUAUGAUGAUUGUGAAGAUCAGACCGAUGAACUGGGCUGUCACAACGGCAGUGGUCGCUCGUGCAGUGAAGGUCUUUGUGAACAUAACUGCACAGAUUUAUCCAGUGGCGGUUUCAUUUGCUCGUGCCGCGCGGGAUAUAAACCCAACUCUGAGCACAAGAUCACUUGUGACGAUGUGGACGAGUGUGAGAUUUUCGGGACGUGUCCUCAGCUGUGCAGGAACACUAAAGGAUCUUACGAGUGUUUCUGCGCCGAAGGUUUUCGAUCCGUGAGCGAGCAGCCAGGAGCCGAAUGUGCCGCUGAGGGGAAUCCUCCGGUGUUGUUGUUGCCCGAUAACGUGCGCAUCCGUCGCUUUAAUCUGUCCAGCGCGCAGUACUCCGAUUACCUGGAUAACGCCGAACACAUUCAGGCUCUGGAUUAUCUGUGGGAUCCCGAGGGUCUCGGGCUCAGUGUAGUCUACUGGACAGUGUUGGGGCGAGGGUCCGAGUUCGGUGCCAUAAAGAGAGCGUACAUGACCACGUUCGAUGAUCACGGGAAUAAUCCGGUGAAAGAGAUGAACCUUAAUCUCAGAUACAUCUCCAGCCCCGACGGCAUCGCUGUGGACUGGAUCGGGCGUCACAUUUACUGGACAGACGCUGGAACCAAUCGGAUCGAAGUGGCUACACUGGACGGGCGGUACAGAAAGUGGUUAAUUCACAGGGAUCUCGACCAGCCGGCUGCUAUCGUGGUCAAUCCUGCUCUCGGUAAGAUGUUCUGGACCGACUGGGGCCGCAAACCCAAGAUUGAAUCGGCGUGGAUGGACGGCCAGCACAGAGAGGUCCUGUUAGAUGAAGAUCUGGGCUGGCCAACCGGUUUAGCUUUAGACUACCUGAAUGAAAACCGAAUCUACUGGUGCGACUCCAAAGAGAACAUCAUCGAGUCCAUGAAAGCGGACGGAAGCGACAGACAGAUGGUCAUAUCGGGAGACAUCGGUCACCCGUACAGUCUGGAUGUGUUUGAGGGACACGUGUACUGGACCACUAAAGAAAAAGGAGAGGUGUGGAAGAAAGAUAAGUUCGGGAAAGGAGACAAGGUGAAGGUGUUGACCAUAAACCCCUGGCUGACGCAAGUACGCAUCUACCAGCAGCACAGACACAAUCGCUUGGUUGUGAAUCUGUGUCAGGACACGUGCAGUCAUCUGUGUCUGCUGCGGCCGGCUGGAUUCACCUGCGCCUGUCCGCAGGGUUCAACGCUUCUCCCCUUCAAUAAGAACGAAUGUGAUGCAGCCAUUGAGGCCGAGGUCUCCAUGCCUCUUGCAUGCCGAUGCAUGAACGGAGGAACGUGUUACACGGAUGAGGGCGGCCUGCCCAAGUGCAAGUGUCCGUAUGGUUACUCGGGUAGUUUCUGUGAAAUGGGAAGAUCUCGAGGAGCUCCAGCAGGCACAGCUGUUGCGGUUCUGUUAGCAAUGGUUAUUAUUCUGAUAACUGGAGCUCUGGUGGUGGGAGCUUUCCUCAACUACAAGCGCACCGGUUCCUUCAUUCCAUCAAUGCCUAAACUACCCAGUCUGAGCAGUCUGGUGAAGUCGGGUGACACUGGAAACGGGGUGUCGUUCCAUUCGGGUGACAACGUGACCAUGGACCUGGAGCCUCAGACUCUGGGGGUGUCCUUCAUCGACAGGGCCAUGCAGCUGGAUGAGAAUUUUGCCGACUCUGGGAGGCAGCCGGUCACGUUUGAGAAUCCUCUGUACUCAUCUGCAGCCGGCCCGUCCAGUGACCCCGCAGUACUUCAUGCCACACAGGUCACUGUGAAUGUCAGCGGUGAGCAGAAUAACUUCUCAAACCCGACAUAUCACGCUUAUGAGCAGGCUGUGGAGGUGAAGAGCGUCCCCGUGGAGCAAAACACCACACAGGAGUCCAAAUGGAGUUUCUUCAAAAGAAAACUGAAGCCGAGCACGACGUUUGAAAACCCGACAUUUUCAGAGAUGCAGGGCGAGCGAGCUGUCGCAGGUGUAGAAGUCAGCGAUGCACAACCCUCUCCAUUCGUUCCUCCUCCCAAACCUCAGAAACGAGAGAAACUCAGCACCUUUUCUCCAACAGAGGACACCUUCAGAGAUACGGCCAACCUGGUCAAAGAGGACAGUGAAAUAUAACCACACACACACACGGGACAAGACGGAGAAACUCGCUCCCUUUGCACAGAAAUUAUUUUUAUAUGCAUCCGCAUACAACAGAGAUCAAUGCAAGAUUAUUGUAAGGGUUGAGAAUAGAUGUUUGUGUAACGUACAGAACGCGAGGUCUGUCCAGAGUUUGCCUUCACAAACGUUGAAUGCCAAUUCUUGUAUGAUUCGUCUUUUUUAUUGUGAUGUUUUAUUUGUGUAUCUUUGCACUGCUGCUGCCGAAUGGGAGAAUGCGUUGAAUAUUUUGUACAUUUGUAAAUUGAAAAGAUUUUGUUGAAAAUAUCCUCGGCUGAGAAGUUAUUUUGAGAUAGAUUAUUCUUAUUUCCUGAAGUACGCAAGCACGAGUGAUGUGCUUUGAGUCUUUGCCAUUUUAUCAGAUUAUUCUUAGGCGUCUCUUCUGUAUAUAUACCUCAUGUGGGGAGUGACCGGCGUGAAGAGCAAAAAUCAGCAGUUUCUUUGAUUCAGUCGACAUCAUGAUUGAGUCAUGUCAUCUGCUUGUGACGACUAUGAAUGUAUGUACUACUGUAUGUACACUAUAGUAACAUGGGGUGAACAUCAAUGGUGUCCAUAUCAGAAGAACACUGUAUUCAUCAUUGAGCGUGACUAUAAACAUAAGAUUAUGUUGAUUUAUUCAAGAAAGGGACUCUCAUCUAGAAAGUCUUGACACAAUAAAAUGCAGUUUUGUAUUUUCUCUGCCUGCCAAGAGUAAAUAUGAUAGAGGCAGAAAACUGUCAAAUGAUACUUGAAAUUGCCCAACCUAUUCUGUAUAUACAUGUGAAAUAAAUCUGAUGGUUUUGUAAAUCUGUGAUAUUCCACUAGUGUGAAGGGCUGUUCAGAUUUACUACGGUAGUUUGUAAGUGGCACUGGGUGGUAAAGGCGAUAUAUUUUGAGUGAUUUUGUAUUAUAACGAAAAUGAAUAUGAUGAAUGUAUUCAUCUUCAUGAAUGGAACUGGACACAAAUUAAUGCUGCUGUGAAAUCAAAUAAAUCCGUUUUUAACAAAUGUGCAGAUCCUUUCGAAAGAUUUCACUGUAUUGUUCCGUCUAAAAAAAAUGUAUAUCCCAUGUAACUGAAAUCAAACAAUAUUUGGUUACAUAAUAUAAAAAAUACUGC